CGCCGGCCGCGAUGCCGAACACGCAGCUGCCGCCCAAGGAGAGCAACCUUUUCAAACGCAUCUUGAAAUGUUACGAACAGAAGCAGUACAAAAAUGGCCUAAAAUUUUGCAAGAUGAUUCUUUCAAACCCAAAAUUUGCUGAACAUGGAGAGACUUUGGCUAUGAAAGGAUUAACACUGAACUGUUUAGGAAAAAGAGAUGAAGCAUAUGAAUUUGUUCGUAAAGGACUUCGUAAUGAUGUCAAGAGUCAUGUCUGUUGGCAUGUAUAUGGACUCUUGCAGCGUUCUGAUAAGAAAUAUGAUGAAGCUAUUAAGUGUUACCGAAAUGCCCUCAAAUUAGAUAAAGAUAAUCUACAGAUUUUGAGGGAUCUCUCUCUGUUGCAGAUCCAAAUGAGAGAUCUUGAAGGUUACCGAAUUCCUACCAACAAAAUAGACUAUGAAUAUAGUGAACUAUUACUAUACCAGAAUCAAGUGAUGAGAGAGGCAGAUCUAUUUCAGGAAUCUUUGGAACAUAUAGAAACAUACGAGAAACAAAUAUGUGAUAAACUUUUGGUAGAAGAAAUUAAAGGGGAAAUAUUGUUGAAAUUGGGAAGAUUAAAAGAAGCCAGUGAAGUAUUCAAAAACUUGAUUGAUCGGAAUGCAGAGAAUUGGUGUUAUUAUGAAGGCUUGGAGAAAGCUCUACAACUUAGCACUUUAGAAGAGAGGCUUCAAAUUUAUGAAGAAAUUAGUAAGCAACACCCCAGAGCAAUUUCACCUAGAAGAUUACCUUUGAAUCUUGUCCCAGGUGAAAAAUUUAGAGAACUAAUGGAUAAGUUCCUGAGGGUUAACUUCAGUAAAGGCUGCCCACCCUUGUUUACUACUUUGAAAUCUUUAUAUUACAAUACAGAAAAGGUAAAAUUUGAGAAUGGGGAGAAGGAACCCCCGACAACACUACUCUGGGUUCAGUAUUUUCUGGCACAGCACUUUGAUAAACUUGGACAAUAUUCUUUGGCUUUGGAUUAUAUUAAUGCUGCAAUUGCUAGUACUCCAACUCUAAUAGAAUUAUUCUAUAUGAAAGCAAAAAUUUACAAGCAUAUAGGUAAUCUCAAAGAAGCUGCAAAGUGGAUGGAUGAAGCACAGUCUUUGGACACAGCUGAUAGAUUCAUCAAUUCUAAAUGUGCAAAAUAUAUGCUUCGAGCAAAUAUGAUAAAAGAAGCAGAGGAAAUGUGCUCCAAGUUCACAAGGGAAGGAACAUCUGCCAUGGAAAAUCUAAAUGAAAUGCAGUGUAUGUGGUUUCAGACAGAGUGCAUUUCAGCUUACCAGCGUCUGGGGAGAUACGGGGAUGCCUUGAAAAAAUGCCAUGAAGUAGAAAGGCAUUUUUUUGAGAUAACUGAUGAUCAAUUUGACUUCCAUACAUACUGCAUGAGAAAGAUGACCCUUCGUGCCUAUGUUGACCUUUUGAGAUUAGAAGACAUACUCAGAAGACAUGCCUUUUAUUUCAAGGCUGCUAGAUCAGCGAUUGAAAUAUAUUUGAAAUUGUUUGAUAAUCCCUUAACCAAUGAAAGCAAACAACAAGAAAUAAAUUCAGAAAACCUGUCAGCCAAAGAAUUGAAAAAAAUGCUUAGCAAGCAGAGAAGAGCUCAGAAAAAGGCUAAAUUAGAAGAAGAGAGAAAGCAUGCGGAAAGGGAACGUCAACAAAAAAAUCAAAAGAAGAAAAGAGAUGAUGAAGAGGAAGAAACCAGUGGUCUUAAGGAAGAACUUAUACCUGAAAAAUUAGAAAGGUUAGCAUUUGAAAUAUAUUUUAGAAAAGGAAAGUUUUUGUUAAUGCUGCAGUCUGUCAAACGAGCUUUUGCCCUCAACAGUAAUAACCCAUGGUUACAUGAAUGUUUAAUUAGAUUUUCUAAAUCUGUGUCUAAGCAUAGUAAUCUUCCAGACAUUGUAAGCAAAGUUCUGUCUCAAGAAAUGCAGAAAAUCUUUGUCAACAAGGAUUUGGAAAGUUUUAAUGAGGAUUUUCUCAAACGUAAUGCUACCUCUCUGCAGCAUCUACUUUCAGGUGCUAAAAUGAUGUAUUUUCUGGACAAGUCAAGGCAAGAGAAAGCAAUUGCUAUAGCCACUAGACUGGAUGAAACUGUAAAAGAUAAAAAUGUAAAGACUUUAAUAAAGGUUUCUGAGGCCCUGCUCGAUGGCAGCUUUGGGAAUUGUAGUUCUCAAUAUGAAGAAUAUAGGAUGGCCUGUCAUAACCUGCUUCCUUUCACAUCUGCUUUCCUGCCUUCUGUGAAUGAAGUCGGCAGUCCCAGCACAGCACUGAACCAUACAGCUAACUAUGAUGUCUUGGCAAAUGAAAUUUGAAAUCUCAUAGAACCUUGACUCCUACAGAUUCAUAGCUGAAUUCAGAUCAGGGUUUCUUUUCCAGGAUGCAUUUUAAUAUAAGUGUGAAAUGAAAUAUUUGGUUAG
Propithecus coquereli (Coquerel's sifaka) is the source of this 2432-nucleotide messenger RNA. It is a transcript of the gene NAA16, whose product is annotated as N(alpha)-acetyltransferase 16, NatA auxiliary subunit. The transcript is spliced from 18 exons. Gene Ontology annotation, cellular component: cytoplasm; NatA complex. Bases 12 to 2327 code for a protein of 771 amino acids. Gene Ontology annotation, molecular function: protein-N-terminal amino-acid acetyltransferase activity; protein binding. The record is from RefSeq and is a predicted model, not a curated record. NCBI's taxonomy places the organism in Eukaryota, Metazoa, Chordata, Mammalia, Primates, Indriidae. Gene Ontology annotation, biological process: N-terminal peptidyl-methionine acetylation.